Molecule: messenger RNA, 2785 nt
Organism: Saimiri boliviensis boliviensis (Bolivian squirrel monkey)
Lineage: Eukaryota; Metazoa; Chordata; Mammalia; Primates; Cebidae
Source: RefSeq, a predicted model, not a curated record
AGAGGGCGGGGCCUAGCCGCGGUCCUCCGCGGCGGUCCCCGCCCCCACCCCCCACCCCGCGAAGGACGCGGACACGCGGCGGCUGCGGCCCCCCGAGCGGCGCGUCGGGGCAGGUGUCUGGCCCCGCUCCUGGGCGGACUUCCUUCCUCAGCAGCCUUCAAGUGUGGACCCAGGGCCGGGCCUCGCGCACAGCCAAGCCGGCUGGAAGCCGCUCCUGUGCCCUGCCGUCCCGGCCAGGGUCCGCAGCCUCGUGGUCCGCCAUUCAUUGCCUGCUCUGCCCAGCUCAGAACGAGUAGUGGGCAUGGAGGGGCCUCCUGCCGGCCUGUCUGCUGUGCUCCUCUAGGGAGGCCUUACCCAGCCAACAAGUUGCAGAGAUGGAGGGCUGGGCUGGCUCAGAACUCACCCAGGGGCCUGGUCUGGGGUCUCCCUGGAGGCUCCAGGUAACAAACAGCCCCUCCCCUUCUGGGUGCUGGUAUCCAGGGAAACGGUACACAGCCCUUUCCUCCCAGGCCUGCUUGGAGCUCUGGCCUCAGGUGAGUGCUGGGGAUGGGGUCCUGAGCUGGGGAGACGAGAGAGAAAGAGAAGGACACCGCAUCACAGGCAAAGGUCAGGAACACACAGGUGUGGACACCCAUUUGGGGGGCUCCUCAGCCACGCUCCGUGAGCGCUGUUGCCGCUGGCCGGCUCCAACCUGUGUGGCCACACAAGCACACUUGCCCCCCCCACUCCUCCCAGCUCCCGAACAUCACGAAUGGCCCCUAAGUCUGGCCCCGGGGCUGAAGAAGCCGAGGAGGAAGCUCUCUCGUGCCCCGCAGACCGAGAGUCGGUCAGUGGUCACCUGGGACCUCCAGCGGGCACACCUGCAGCCUCUGCGACUCCCACAAGCCUGCCGGACCCCACGCCCCACUCCUCCCGGGUGGCCUGCUCUGCCGACCCGCAGUUGGCUCCUGAGUCCCUGGAUCCUCGCACGCUGCGGCUGCUGUGGGGACAGCGAGAACUAGAGAUCCAGGCCUUGCGGUGGGAGGUCCAGAGCGGCCGGGACACCCGGCUCUGCCGCAUCCUGCAGGAGGUUGCGGGGCUUCCGCCCAAGAGGAGCUCCCACAGUCAGGAGAAGCUCCUGCAGAGCCGAGUCCAGAAGCUGACCCUGCAGCUGAAGGAACAGAAAGAGCGAGCCCAGUGGGCCCUCCUAGAGCAGGAGAAGGAGUACCUGGAGGAGCGGCUGCUGGAGACCACCCGCAGGCUCCAGGAAGUGGAGGCCGAGCUGCAGAACUUCCAGAAGUCCUGCCUCCUGCAGCUAGCCCGCUCCUCGUGGGUGGGUCGCAUGCUGCGAUCCCAGACUGGCAGUGUGGAGGUGGUGACGGCAGGGACUCUGAUGGACCCAAGUGACCUCUCUGAGGACAUUCAGGCCCCCACUGGGGAGGGCUUUCGGCUGGAGGACGUGGACUGGAACAGCAUUGCCCACCGGUACCCCAACCUCUUCACCAACAUGGAGCUUGACUCACAGCAAAAGCAGCCCUGGCCCUGGCCACAGCUGGACGCAGGGAGCCCGAGGUCCCCUGGAAAGCACUCCGAGGGGCAUCACAAGACCGUGAACUGGGGCUCCCUGCCCUGUCUGGGCACCAGCAGCUCAGGGGGCGCUGACUCCGACUCCAGCAGCUGCCAGCCGGGCCUGACUGACCACCUGCUGAAGGCAUCAGGGCACUCGCCCCAGGGCUGGGGUGCUUCCUCCCAUCAGGCACUGGUGCAGGCCCGGAGCUCCGGAAGAGGAUCAGAAGAUUUCCAGAAAACCCGAUCAACCAGGCACCCUAAGCCGGUCCCGGCGCCAGAGCUCUGCACAGACCCUGACUACCCGGGCCCCGAACACCAGCAGAGCCCGACGCGCAGCUGCCUGAAGAUCGUGGCCGUGAGCGUCCGGAAGAAGCUCGUCCGCAUCCUCAAUCAGUCGCAGCAGGAGACCGCCGACCUGGGCGGCGCGGUGCUGAAGCAGCUGGUGCGCGGCCGCCCCGAGCGCCUGUACCGCUUCCCGCCGGCCACGCUGCUGGCCCCGCUCCACCACGUCACGGUCUGGGGCGAGGGACCCCGCAACGCCAAGAAGCCGCCGCGCGCGUCCUCGGGCCGGGAGCCCGACCCCUCCCACUCCGGCCGCGACUGCGUGACGCUGCUCCUGGACCCCAAGGGCGAGGUCCUCAGCGAGCACCGGAUCCCCCACUGCGCGACUCCGGCCCCGACGGUCUUCGUCGACGGCACCGACUUGUCCAUCGACAGCUUCCCGCUCCCGGAGGCGGGGCCCGGCGCCGACCCCUGCGGGCCGCCUGGAACCCUGCGCAGAGGCAGCGUGCUGCGGGAGCCCCGGGUCGGUCGCCGGAGGCCACGGACGCGGGCCCUACAGCCGUCGAGCGCGAGCUCGGGGAAGCGCUUCCACCCGCGGGAGCCGCCCGCUCAGCACCUGCCCCCAAUCCCCGGGGAGCGCGCGCCGGAGGGAGAGCGCGGCCCGCCUGACCCCACCCCUCCUCCCGCAGACAAGGAGCGCCGAGUUCGGGUGUGCCGGAAGAGCGUGGAGCGCAGCUGCCCCAUGGUGGCCCUGUCGGUGCCGAGCACGGCCGAGAGCAGAUACGGCUUCCGCUUCCUCAGCUUCCUGCCGUUCACCGCGGACGCCUGCCGCCGCGCCUAGGGGCCGGGACCGCAGGGACGGCGGGCGGGACGGGCGCGGGGACCAGGCAGACGGGGUCCGCUGCGUCAUUUAAUGAACCAACGUUGCCUACAAAGUAAACCGCAUUUCUGUACA